Coregonus sp. 'balchen' is the source of this 17796-nucleotide messenger RNA. Lineage: Eukaryota; Metazoa; Chordata; Actinopteri; Salmoniformes; Salmonidae. The record is from the annotation of a GenBank genome assembly.
AUGGAUAGAAAGAAACAGAGAAAAGAGGUAGAGAGAUGGAGGGAAGGUGUGGAGGACAAACAGACUAACAUGAGAGGGUGAGGUGAAAGGGUGUGGAACCAGAGAGAGAGGAAUGGAGGGAAGAGAAGGGAGUGAGGGAGGAAGGGAGUGGGUGGGCGUGAAGAUAUGAGGGAAAAAACGAGUCAGCUGAUACUUCCAAGUUUCCAUGGCAACUUGGAGGCCUUUCCCACCCACUCUCUCUCUCACACACACUCUCUCACCCUCUCUCCCCCACCCCCGCCCACUCCUUUUCUACCAAUAACAUGUAGCCUAGCCUAUAUGUUAUUAUGUACACUGACUGAAUUCCCUCUCUCUUUUCUGGGUCUACCUGUGUCCACUCUAACUGUCGUGAUGUAGGAUAGGCUAGUUUGGGUAGAGGGUUUAGAAUAUCACAUCAUCCCUUAUAGCGGUCUCUCACUGACAAGUUUGCAGCUUAUGUAACCAGACAACUCAAAAGCAGGAAUUGUGUGUUUGUCUUGAAAUUCCUGCAGGAACGAUCAACUCAUACAUGGCAUUCGUGUGUGUGUGUGUGCAUGCAUGAGUGCCCCUCUGCCCUCUGGGUUGGGUAUGUACUGCCUGGAUAGUGGGCACUGGGUAGUGCUCAGAUUUGGCCAGACAUCUCCAUAUUGUAUCUGGGUGCACUGCCUCAGUGUUUGAGCUUGGGCUUGACCAAGGCUGGGCAGGGGGUGCUUAGUGCUCUGUGUUAUGCAGUGCCUGGGGUUGACCAAGGCUAGACUAUGCAGUUUUUCUGUUUUGUUUGCCUCCUUAGAAUAUCUGGGUGAAGUGCUUGGCCUUGGCAAGGCUGUGCUGCUUCUCUCUCCUUCCCUAUGCUAUGCUUUGUUUUUCUUUGCUGCUCCAUGCUAGAUAGGGCUGUUGUGUAGUGCUCUGCUGUGUAUGCUGUAGCAGGGUGCAGUCAGUGCAGGGCCAGGGCUAGGCUGCUUUAUGCUGAAUGUAUGUCAUACUGUGAGCUAGCAGAGUGCUGCUAUAUGCUCUGUACUUGCUUACUAUUGGUCAGUGGGCACGUUCGAGCGGAUCACUUUUGUCAAGUCGUUGACCAUCGUUGGUCACCACCUUUCAAAGUGUGUUGCAUUCUAGGGCAAAAAGUUGUCCAACUGUUUGAACUUUACAAAAAUCAUGUGUUCAAAGGUCAUGAAGUUUUGACUGCAAGUGUCUGCAGUUGCUCUUCACCAACUUCAUCCUGCAGCCAUCGCCUGCAUUGUGGCUCUAUUGUCAACCAAUCAUUAGGGUGUUUUUGUUUGACCCAUGCAAACGUUAAAGACAUGACUGAAACUUUGCAAUUCGCAGCAAUUUAUGUAUACAGUGGAUAUACACUGUGUACAAAACAUUAAGGACACCUUCCUAAUAUUGAGUUGCACCCCCCAUUUUGCUCUCAGAACAGCCUUAAUUCGUCAGAGCGUGGACUCUACAAGGUGUCGAAAGUGUUCCACAGGGAUGGUGUCCCAUGCUGACUCCAAUGCUUCCCACAGUUGUGUCAAGCUGUCUAGAUGUCCUUUCAGUGGUGGACUAUUCUUUAUACACAUGGGAAACUAUUGAACAUGAAAAACCCAGCAGUGUUGCAGGCCACGUUAUGUUACGAACCCCGUGGCUUUGGGUGGAUGGACAAGAGACCCGUAACAUAACUCAUGCAAAUUAGAAUGGUGACACGAAAACAAUGAGAACAAAAAUACACCGACAACCAUAAGCUACCGUCAAACACAAAAUGUUUAUUAUGAACACACGGUAAAGGUUUGGGAAAAAGGAAUGAGCAGGACCCAAGGAAUGAAACAAUAAUGUAAAAAAACCCUAAACUGAUCUUGCCUGCCUCAAGAAUCGCUAAGCUACUGCUAACCAUACAAAAAUACAGUGGGUGGUCCGCUCAGGUCUAACUAGUGUUGUUAGACAAUGUUCUUUCUACGGGUAAUGUAUGCCCAAGGGCAACUUGCUAAAUCCCCCUUUUCCCAUGAACACACAACAGAGUAACCAGCAAAUGAGUGAGUACACAAAAAACAGGAUACCACAGUAUCCAUACUCACAUACGAAAAGAGUCUCUGUCAGCAAACACAACUGACUGGCUUUUAAAACAAUGGGAUGUGUGAUGUGAGUGAAAAACCAGAAACAGGUGGCGCAAUGCAGAGGAAUGUCCACUGAUUGGUCCACCUCAGCAAUCAGCAGACAAACGGAUGUCGGACAGGUGGGACACCCCAACGACCACCAAUCAGGAACACAAAGGACACCUGUGAUUAGGGCAGAAGGAGAGGAAAAACACACAAAAAACACAGGAUACCUGUAUCCGUAACACUCCCACCCUUAAAAGAGCAAACCACAAUGGUUUGCGACACACGUACUAUCACAACACCCUGAGGGAAUAAAAAAAAAAACCUAGAUCUCUAAACACGAGACCAAAGCAUCUGCCAACACAUUAUCCGAACCCUUUUUGUGGCAGAUCUCCAAAUUUAUAAUUUUGCACUACAAGUGCCCAACGCAUAAGGCGUUGGUUCUGGAUGUACAUACGGUGGAGAAAAACUAAGGGGUUAUGGUCAGUAUACACUGGAACCAACAUAAACUUCAAAGUACUGCAGAGCUAACAGUGCCUUGCAAAAGUAUUAAGCACCCUUGGCGUUUUUCCUAUUUUGUUGCAUUACAACCUGUAACUUAAAUUUAUUUGGAUUUCAUUUAAUGGACAUACACAAAAUAGUCCAAAUUGGUAAAGUGAAAUGAAAAAAAUUACUUAUUUCAAACAAUUCUAAAAAAUAAAUAACAGAAAAGUGAUGCGUGCAUAUGUAUUCACCCCCUUUGUUAUGAAGCCCCUAAAUAAGAUAUGGUGCAACCAAUUACCUUCAGAAGUCACAUAAUUAGUGAAAUAAAGUCCACUUGUGUGCAAUCUAAGUGUCACAUGAUCUGUCACAUGAUAUCAGUAUAUAUACACCUGUUCUGAAAGGCCCCAGAGUCUGCAACACCACUAAGCUAGGGGCACCAUCAAGCAAGCGGCACCAAGAAGACCAAGGAGCUCGCCAAACAGGUCAGGGACAAAGUUGUGGAGAAGUACAGAUCAGGGUUGGGAUAUAAAAAAAUAUCAGAAACUUUGAACAUCCCACGGAGCACCAUUUAAAUCCAUUAUUAAAAAAUUGAAAGAAUAUGGCACCACAACAAACCUGCCAAGAGGGCCGCCCACCAAAACUCACGGACCAGGCAAGGAGGGUAUUAAUCAGAGGCAACAAAGAGACCAAAGAUAACCCUGAAGCGGAGAUUGGAGAAUCUGUCCAUAGGACCACUUUAAGCCAUACACUCCACAGAGCUGGGCUUUACGGAAGAGUGGGCAGAAAAAAAGCCAUUGCUUAAAGAAAAAAAUAAGCAAACACGUUUGGUGUUCGCCAAAAACCAUGUGGGAGACUCCCCAAACAUAUGGAAAAAGGUACUCUGGUCAGAUGAGACUAAAAUUGAGCUUUUUGGCCAUCAAAGAAAACGCUAUGUCUUGCGCAAACCCAACACCUCUCAUCACCCUGAUAACACCAUCCCCACAGUUAAGCAUGGUGGUGGCAGCAUCAUGCUGUGGGGAUGUUUUUCAUCAGCAGGGACUGGGAAACUGGUUGAAGGAAUGAUGGCGCUAAAUACAGGGAAAUUCUUGAGGGAAACCUGUUUCAGUCUUCCAGAGAUUUGAGACUGGGAUGGAGGUUCACCUUCCAGCAGGACAAUGACCAUAAGCAUACUGCUAAAGCAACACUCGAGUGGUUUAAGGGGAAACAUUUAAAUGUCUUGGAAUGGCCUAGUCAAAGCCCAGACCUCAAUCCAAUUGAGAAUCUGUCGUAUGACUUAAAGAUUGCUGUACACCAGCAGAACCCAUCCAACUUGAAGGAGCUGGAGCAUUUUUGCCUUGAAGAAUGGGCAAAAAUCUCAGUGGCUAGAUGUGCCAAGCUUAUAGAAACAUACCCCAAGAGACUUGCAGCUGUAAUUGCUGCAAAAGGUGGCUCUACAAAGUAUUAACUUGUGGGGUGGGGGGGUUAUGCACGCUCAAGUUCUGUUUUGUUGGUGUCAUUUCUUGUUUGUUUCACAAUAAGAAAUAUUUUGCAUCUUCAAAGUGGUAGGCAUGUUGUGUAAAUCUAAUGAUACAACCCCCCCCAAAAAUCCAUUUUAAUUCCAGAUUGUAAGGCAACAAAAUAGGAAAAAUGCCAAGGGGGGUGAAUACUUUCGCAAGCCACUGUAAUUAUAGAGAUACACUCAAAAUACCAACAUGUGAGAAAUACUGUACUUUAUUAAUGUUUCAAUGGAACCAACCAAAAUCAUGCAAUUAUUUAAUACAUGCGUUUGAUGGUGCUUUUUGAAACCUGGUGACCCCAAGACGCCGCCAAGGCCUGCAAUUCUUUCACAGUGAUUCUUGGGGAUUUUGUUGCUUCUCUCAACAUCUUCCUCCCUAUCCUGGGGGGCAAAAUGCAUUUGCGUCCUCUACCUGUGAGGUUUUCAACUGUUCCAUAUAUUUUAAAUUUUUUAAUAAUUGCUCUGACAGUGCUCAGUGGUAUAUUCAAUCGUUUGUGGAUCUUCUUGGAGCCAUUACCAGAUUUAUGAAGGUCUACAACCAUCUAUCUCUUUUGAACUGCCAGUUAUUUUGUUUUCUUCAUGGUGUUGGAUGACAAAGGGAUAUUGCAUGUGUGUUACCUCAUUUUUAUACCCUAGUGAAACAGGAAGUGAUGUAAUGGCUCAAAAUAGUUCCUUAAGACUUAGAUAAACUUAAAUAAGUGGAAUUUAAUUCCUGGUUUAAUUUUGGUAGAUGUUAUUUACAAUAAUCUUUAAGGGUGCCAUUCAUUGUGAAACCUUGAUUUGGAGGACAUUGAUUUUUAAUUAAAUCAAUAAAUGAUUUUGGUGAGCUCCAUUGGAACAUUAAUAUAGUACAGUAUUUCUCAUAUGCUGGAAUUUUGAGUUUCUCUAUAAUUAUAUUGUUUAUAUUUUUUUAAGUAUUGUUUGUGCAUUGCCAGUCAGGGGUGCCAGUAAUUUUGGUGCCCACUGUAGCCUAGCCCAUAGGCCUUUAUGUUUUAAUAAGGUUUGUUUCCCAACUAAAGUGGCCAAAUAACUUCUUUAAAUUAAGCACAUUAAUCAGCUUUACAAGGGGUGUAGAGCCUAACUGGCAUAUAUAAACAGCGCGUGAGUUUCAAGUUUGGGGAAGAUCAUUUUCACCAUAAAAAUGCACCUUAUAAUAAAAGCAUUACAUGCAUAAUUGCAUUUGCGGUCACUUUUGAUAAUGGUGUUUUCAGCUAAUGGAACAUUCGUGCUUAUAGCCUACUACCAUGUGUGCAUUGCUGCACUUAUAAUGUGAAGAAAUAGCCUGAGAUUUGAUCAACAUGUUAAGCUAAAUGGUCUGAUCUGUUGCGUCAGCCACAUUGCAUAAAAACGUUUUUUUUUAUGCUAGUGGUUGUAUUAAUUUGAGAUCUAUCGCUUCCCACAACUGUCCCAGACUAUGUUUUAAAUAUUUAUUUCUCGCACAGAAUAGGUCGACUUUUGUACUAUGGGGGAUAGUAGAUUGACAUAGGCUAGUGCUUUUGCUGUUCAUUAGGCCUACUCAUCUUGUUGGCUGACGAAAAGUAAAUGUGAACAGUUCUUCCAAUAUCUUCAAUAUGCACCUCGGAAUUGGAUAAGGACGCACACAGUUGUAACCUGUGAGAAAGACCCGAUCACGUGACGGAGAGCCGUGUGAGUGAGAGACGCUUCGGAUUGCGCAGCACUCUCAGGGAGAAGGGCACAACGCAGCACUCCGGGCCGCAAAAGGCAUGGAUUUUUUAUGGGUGCAUUAUGGCCACAAAGGGGAUGCCGCCGUGAAAUUCGAGGUAUUAUCAAGUGCUUGUCAUAUUGUGAAUGAGAGACAAUUGGAGUGUGUACAGCCUGCGCAAAAAACAAAGCAGAGCUCAUGACUUUUUUCAAGUCAUCAUUAGAGUCUCAUCAUGAAGCCUUACGAUGUAUAAAAAAUCAAAACAUAUAGCCUAACGUUUGUAGAACAUUUACAUUUUAGUCAUUUAGCAGAUGCUCUUAUCCAGAGCGACUUACAGGAGCAAUUAGGGUUAAGUGCCUUGCUCAAGGGCACAUCGACAGAUUUUUCACCUAGUCGGCUCGGGGAUUAGAACCAGCGACCUUUCGGUUACUGGCACUACGCUAGAACAACUUUAGAACAACUAAAGUUACAUGAAUAACUCUAAAUUAAGCCUAUAGGAGUACCUAUUUCUUUGUUAACCACUCAACACAGAAUAGCCGCAUGUGUGCACUCCCUCAAAUCGUUUGUAGAAAAUAUCCUUUCUAUUUAAUUCAGCUUUGUUCAAUUGUAUUCUUCAUACUAUAAAAUAAUGCCACUGAAUUAUAAGCAAAUCUUGUCUGUUAAAUGAACUAGUGUAGCCCACAGCCAUUUGGCAUAGCUACAUCAGGACCUAACGUAAGGACAACUCAGAGUAUGCUAUUAUUUUCUUCUGAAAUCGACUACAUUUUCUUCUUUAAACCUGUCUAAAAUAAAUAAUGGAUUUACUGUGUAGGCUAUAUUACAUGCAUUUAUUAGACUUUUUAAAAUGGCUUGUAGGCUAUGUGUGGAAGCCAGGAGAUGCUAAAUGUGUUUAUGUUAAUUAACGGUCAAUUACCUUGAGACUGACAGUUAUUUGCUUGACAAUCACCAGCUGAUGAAAUUUCGUGACCGCCACAGCCCUACUCCUGGCACCUAUUACCAUACCCCGUUCAAAGACACUUAAACCCUACACAAUCCAUGUCUCAAGGCUUAAAAAUCCUUCUUUUAACCUGUCUCCUCCUCUUCAUCUACACUGAUUGAAGUGGAUUUAACAGGUGACAUCAAUUAGGGAUCAUAGCUUUCACCUGGUCAGUCUAUGUCAUGGAAAGAGCAGGUGUCCUUAAUGUUUUUGUACAUGUGAUAUUUGAGUCUCUCUCACUAAUUGAUUGUACAAUGAAUCUACACACAUAAUAUUAUAUUAUGAUUUCAGUUUGUGAGUGUGUGAUAGGGGGGUUAGAUAAUAUCAUUUAUUUCGACCAUAUAAAGAAAACAUUUGUUUUAAUUUGGCAACACUGCCAUGUUGAUCUGAGCCUUGCACAUUAGUGUCUGACUUUCGGCUGUCGCUGAUGCACCUCCCCCGACUUCACUCCUUGACUUUCGUCUAUAGCCGGUUGCUUUAGCCUUAACGCUCAAACACGCCCGGUGCGUCAGUGCAGGGCUUGGCCAGGGCUGGGCAGGGCUGUUCUCUCCUGGCAGUGUGCCAGCUCUAGGCCUGCUGCUCUGUUCUCCACCUCCCAGCUCCCUCUCAGCUCCCAGGGCCCCACACAGCAACCAUUGUUCCCCUAACCUGCUCUGCUCUGUUUGUGCAGCCAGAGAGUACAGCUGAACUGAGCUGAGGUGAGAGCAGGGUCUGGGGGCCAGGCCUGUGUGUGUAGCGUGUUUGUAGUGAGUGAGUGUGGGUGGGUGUGUGUGGAGAAAUAUCAUGUGCUGACAUCUCUCUUUCUUCCUCUCUCCACUGUCUUCCUCCCUAUUUAUCUCCCCCUUCCCUCUCUCCUUUUCUCUCUUCCUCACCCUUUCCCUCUUUGUCUCUUACUCCAUACAUCUCUCUCUCUCUCUCUCUCUCUCUCUCUCUAUAUAUAUAUAUAUAUAUAUAUAUAUAUAUAUAUAUAUAUAUAUAUAUAUAUAUAUAUAUAUAUAGGCUGAAGUAGGUGAGGAGUGUCCCCAGCCUACAGACCUGAAGAUCAAGAUAGAGAAGACCCAGCCUGUGUCUCCCCCUCUACUCUCCACAGCCACAGGCAUGACCACAGACACAACAACAGACGACUCCUCCCUCCCCCCGGAGGACCAGACGGAACCUGUCGACCUGUCACUCGGCAAGCCACGCCCCUCCCUGCCCGUCUCUACGCCAACCACCACAGCCAACCCCGCCCCGAGUUCUGUGGCGAUGCCCAUGCUGUCGGCAACCCCCAUCCCUACGGUAACCUUCCUAGACACCAUGGUAACCACACCAGUUAUUAAGCCAAUCGGUUCGCUAGCUAGCUCCUCUUUUUGGAAUGAUGGGUAGUAGUGUCUGUUGGCUUAAAAUUGAAAUACACUCACGCAUAUUAGGGGCUGCCAAAAAUGUGGAAGUCAGGUUCCUAUGCCUUUUGUAGUAACUGUUAGUUUACAAUGUUUUUUUUUUAUUGAAAGGCUCUGUCUUUCAGUUUAACAAUUGAAUACAGUACUCCCAUUCUUGACACAAUGUCUGUGUCCAAAAUGGCACCCUGUUCUCCUUUCUGGACAAAAGUAGUGCACUGUCUUGCUCCUCUACAUGUAUACCCACACUAUCCCCUCCCCUCCUCUUCUCCAUACAUCCCGCCCUCCUACAGAUGCUCUCCCCUGGCUCCAUCCUAGCGUCCACCCAGGGGGCAGGCGGUCAGCAGAUCCUGCAUGUCAUCCACACCAUCCCGUCGGUCAACAUGCCCAGUAAGAUGGGCCAGCUACAGACCAUUCCCGUGGUGGUCCAGUCUCUGCCCGUAGUCUACACAACCAUUCCCACGGACGGGGUGGCCACCGCUGCCAUCACAGUCCCGCUCAUUGGGAGCGACGGGCGCUCGGAGGGAUCCGGUGAGUCAGAGGGAGGGAGGAUGGUGGUGUGUUUUGUUGAGAUGGAGCUUUGAGGUUUAUGUUAUAGAUUUUAGUCAGUUAGCAUACGCUCUUGUCCAGAGCAUUGAAGUAAUGAGGCUGAAACAAUCACAAUAUGAAUGUCAUAAAUACAACCUUCUAAGAUAAGGAUUUAAAUAAAGGCUUCAGAGUUAAAGGGAUAGCAUUUUUGCGCUUCAUUUUCGAAUCAUCUAUAAGGAACUUCAUUGAGUGACACAAUCAAUUUUGGAUGAUAAAGGAUGAUUUGGACAUUAAGCGCAAAAAUGCUAAUAUAGGUACCAUUGACUUGCAUUGGCUUUGUGCCACAAAUGCUAAAAAGUUAGCAUUUAAAACAGUGGCCAGGUAAACAAAACCAAAGCAUACCUUGUCCAUAGACUGCUUACAGAGUAAGGAAGUCUAUUUGUCAUUUUGUAAUUUCGGUGAACUAUCCCUUUAAUAGAGAAACGAUAACAGAGUUCUCUCUGGUCACAUCCAUCCUCUUCUUCUCUAGCAGGCAGAAGUAGGUGAUUCCUCUCCCUUGUUCUUUAUCUUUGUCACUUUAUCGGGUGUCACUUGUCCUCUUGAACGGUUUUCUCGCAAGCAAUACAUCUCUCUUGGGUCUCUUCAAUAUUAACUCUCUUCAAAACAAUCUCAUUCUCACACACAAGCUCUUUCUCACGGACACAUGCACCUGUUGUAUCUCACUGUCAUGCACUUUCUCAUUCUCUCUUUUCCUCUCUUUCAGUUAUAAUAUCUCACUGUCUCUUUUUCACCGCGUCACAAUAUCUCACACUGGCACCGCCCCUUACUGUCUUCAUAAGAACCCCUCUCCCCACACACACGCACGAACACAUGCACGUACACAAACACCCACAAACAUUGAAAAAUAUAUGGCAAAUAGAAAUCCAAUAUGGAUGGUGUUAAGAGAUAAAUGGGUGUUAUUUCAAAGUUUUGAUAUCUUCACUAUUAUUCUACAAUGUAGAAAAUAGUACAAAUAAAGAAAAACCCUUGAAUGAGUAGGUGUGUCCAAACUUUGGACUGGUACUGUAUGUGUAUGUAUGCAUGUAUGUGUGUGUGUGUAUAUGUAUAUGUAUAUGUAUAUAUAUAUAUAUAUAUAUAUAUAUAUAUAGAUAUAUAUAUAUAUAUAGAAAAAAUAUAUACAGUGGGGAGAACAAGUAUUUGAUACACUGAUUUUGCAGGUUUUCCUACUUACAAAUCAUGUAGAGGUCUGUAAUUUUUAUCAUAGGUACACUUCAACUGUGAGAGACGGAAUCUAAUUUUUUUCCUGAAAAUCACAUUGUAUGAUUUUUAAGUAAUUAAUUUGCAUUUUAUUGCAUGACAUAAGUAUUUGAUCACCUACCAACCAGUAAGAAUUCCGGCUCUCACAGACCUGUUAGUUUUUCAAUUAAGAAGCCCCCCUGUUCUCCACUCAUUACCUGUAUUAACUGCACCUGUUUGAACUCGUUACCUGUAUAAAAGACACCUGUCCACACACUCAAUCAAACAGACUCCAACCUCUCCACAAUGGCCAAGACCAGAGAGCUGUGUAAGGACAUCAGGGAUAAAAUUGUAGACCUGCACAAGGCUGGGAUGGGCUACAGGACAAUAGGCAAGCAGCUUGGUGAGAAGGCAACAACUGUUGGCGCAAUUAUUAGAAAAUGGAAGAAGUUCAAGAUGACGGUCAAUCACCCUCGGUCUGGGGCUCCAUGCAAGAUCUCACCUCGUGGGGCAUCAAUGAUCAUGAGGAAGGUGUGGGAUCAGCCCAGAACUACACGGCAGGACCUGGUCAAUGACCUGAAGAGAGCUGGGACCACAGUCUCAAAGAAAACCAUUAGUAACACACUAUGCCGUCAUGGAUUAAAAUCCUGCAGCGCACGCAAGGUCCCCCUGCUCAAGCCAGCGCAUGUCCAGGCCCGUCUAGUUUGCCAAUGACCAUCUGGAUGAUCCAGAGGAGGAAUGGGAGAAGGUCAUGUGGUCUGAUGAGACAAAAAUUGAGCUUUUUGGUCUAAACUCCACUCGCCUUGUUUGGAGGAAGAAGAAGGAUGACAGUGAAGCAUCAAUUUUUGUCUCAAAAAUGUUUGAGUGAAGCAUGGAGGUGGAAACAUCAUUCUUUGGGGAUGCUUUUCUGCAAAGGGGACAGGACGACUACACCGUAUUGAGUGGAGGAUGGAUGGGGCCAUGUAUCGCGAGAUCUUGGCCAACAACAUCCUUCCCUCAGUAAGAGCAUUGAAGAUGGGUCGUGGCUGGGUCUUCCAGCAUGACAACGACCCGAAACACACAGCCAGGGCAACUAAGGAGUGGCUCCGUAAGAAGCAUCUCAAGGUUCUGGAGUGGCCUAGUCAGUCUCCAGACCUGAACCCAAUAGAACAUAUUUGGAGCGAGCUGAAAGUCCGUAUUGCCCAGCGACAGCCCUGAAACCUGAAGGAUCUGGAGAAGGUCUGUAUUGAGGAGUGGGCCAAAAUCCCUGCUGCAGUGUGUGCAAACCUGGUCAAGACCUACAGGAAAUGUAUGAUCUCUGUAAUUGCAAACAAAGGUUUCUGUACCAAAUAUUAAGUUCUGCUUUUCUGAUGUAUCAAAUACUUAUGUCAUGCAAUAAAAUGCAAAUUAAUUACUUAAAAAGUCAUACAAUGUGAUUUUCUGGAUUUUUGUUUUAGAUUCCGUCUCUCACAGUUGAAGUGUACCUAUGAUAAAAAUUACAGACCUCUACAUGCUUUGUAAGUAGGAAAACCUGCAAAAUCGGCAGUGUAUCAAAUACUUGUUUUCCCCACUGUAUAUAGGGGAUUGGAAAAGAUGCAGACAAUUACAUUGAUGGAUCUACCCCUAAAAUAAAGGAAAUAAAUAAUACACAUAUAUACACAUUAUAUGUGUUUUAAUCAUUUCAACUAGAUGCACUGAGCUUGUCUGAUGCUGUUUGAUAAAAUAAUUAAGACACGCAAAUGACUAGAGGGAGUCCGACCGCAAUUGAAUUGAUUGUGCCGCGCCAGACUCAGACUUGCUGUGCUGUGAAAAAAAAAAAAGACAGCCAGUGUGACUAGCACCCGUUGUCUCUCUCUCCUCCCUGCUGCAGCGACCAACACGGAACAUCAAAACUGUUUAUCGCUCUGUGGUGUUGCUGUAGCUGCAACAUAAUUACAGCCGAAAUCCCUCAUUUGUUAGGAAAAACAUUCCCUAUUCCCUCAACCUUUGCUCUCUUUACGUGACACAUGUAUGCAUCGCAUGCGUGUGACCAAUAUGGCCUGACCUAUAGCAUAUCAUAAUAACAUCAAUACAUUUGUUAUAAUAAACUCUGAACACCGUAACCCAUGUGACAGCAAAAUGGAUGCAGAGGACGUGACAAAUAAACUCGAUAUGGGGAAUACUCACUGUUUGCUCAGGAGGUAAAGGGGAAGUCAGAUGUGUGGAAUAAAUUUGACUAGUUUUGGGAAAUACUGGAGAGCAAGAAAAAUAAGGUAAGGAGCUAGCGCUGUUAGAUUACAAUAUACUUUCUCUGACCAUUUGGAACACUGUAAACAACACUAAAUAAAUGAAAGCGUACCAGAGAGUCUGUGGUAACGUUUUUUUUGUAAAGCCUUUAUUACAGCAAAGACUAAAAACAGUCACAUGUAUUCGUGAAUGCAAUUGCCGAAAUGGAACAGUUUAUUUAUUGUUUACACUAAUUAUUCAAGGGUCGCUUUGUUAUUUUAUUUUUAAACUAAAAUGCUUGGUUGCAUUUCAAAUCAUGAAUGACUCGUAUGCUGUGUGAUGAUAUUAACUAAUUAAUGAUUUAUUGAUAUAGUAGCCUAUAUAAGUAUUGAAAUAUAGGCCUGAGUAAGUUACGGUGUUAAGACUAAACAGGAUGCGCUCUUAGGCCUACAGUUCGAUGGUGGUUAUAUAAGGCUGCUAUAGGCUACUAAGCCUACUAAUGAUAAUGAUAUUACUUAUUAUCAUAAUGAUGAUCAUAAUAAUAAUAGUAAUAAUAACAAUAAGAAUGAGAUCAAGAAAAAGGAGGGUUAUUAUUAUAAAUAUAAUUUUUCAGACAAUUUGGAACAGCGUAAACAACACUAAAUACAUAAGUAAUACCAGAGAGGCUGUUCUAAUGGGGGAAAAAAAGUGCAAAGCAUUUAUUACAGCAUAGCAAAGAUUAAAAAUAGCCGCAUUUUAAAGCUGUCAUUAAGGCAAAGGGUAUUUUGAUUUGUUUAAUGCUUUUUUGGUUACUACAUGAUUCCAUAUGUGUUAUUUCAUAGUUUUGAUGUCUUCACUAUUAUUCUACUAUGUAGAAAAUUCUAAAAAAUUAAGAAAAACCCUUGAAUGAGUAGGUGUGUCCAAACUUUUGACUGGUACUGUAUAUGGAUGAUUUACAAAAAUCCAGGCACAUUUAACAGUUAGGCUAUUGAUUAUAGACCUAAUUAAGUUGAGGUUUCCUCUCUCCUCACUUUUCGUAGACAAUUAAGGCAAGGGCUGUUUUCUCGUCUCCUAACUCCGCUGCUGCCUCCGCCGCAUUGUUCUCAACACCAAUAUGCUGGUUAACUUUGCUAUUAUGCACAUUGCAACAUGGUCUAGGAAAAGGCGCCAAUUCAACAGCGCACUGAUGUUUCAGAACCGCGCACAGCGACCACUAUCAAACGCGGGAGAAAGAGCAGCGGUGAGGAGUGUGUGGGUGACGGGAGGGGGGGAUUGUCCUCAUGCACAAAGGACAGUUAUUUACCCUACCUCAAUCCCAACCCCAUCGUCACUACACCUCCACCCCCUCUCAUCCUCAGGGAAGAGAAACUUUGAACAGUGCAGUCACCACAUUCUGACCCACUAAGAGAGGGAGGGAUGGGGGUAGGGGAAAGAGGGGGGUUCACAAAUACAAUCACCCGCCUCCGCAGCACAGCGAACCACACCUAAGUAUAAUGAGGAAUUCUCUCACACAAAUAGAAAUUCAAAUCAGCUCAGCUGGGAUGGCUUACCUUUUGUGUUGCCAAGUACUGUGUUUUACUGUUGUUUGGAUUUAAGUCGCUAACCCCCUGUUGUUGUUUGCCUUUCUCUUCCCCUCUCUCUCUGUAAACCUUUCCAACUUCCUCUACCUCGUCCAAUUCUCUUUCUUACACUGUCCCAUUGCUCCUUCUCCCCAUCUUUCAUACAUCCUCUCUCUCCCUCUCUCUCUUCCCCUCUCCAUCGAUCCAUCUUUUCCUCUAGUGCGUAUCAAGCCUGGCUCGAUGUCUCCAGUGGAGUACCAGAGUGACAGUGAUGUGGAGAGUGGGACAGAGUCGGGUUCAGCGUCCUUCAGUACACAGGGCCUGGACACAGGGUGAGUGUCAUAGACUGGAAGGUGGUGAUAUGGGCCUGGACACAGGGUUGUGGUGGUUCUGUAGGGCUCAUCCUCCAGUACACAGGGCUUGGUUACAGGGUGUGUCAGAUAAUUUAUGGAGGCUGAUUGAUAUGUGGUUUUUUUAAAUCAAGAUACGAUAAAACACUUAUUGCUAUCACGAUUUCAACAGACAUUUGCGGGGUACAUAAUGAGGGUAGUUUAGCAGUCCUGAUAUAGGAGUGGUGUGAUACAGGAAGAGUGUAGCAGGUUGAGUGUAUUAUUAGAGAAUAAUGAAAUAGGAUGAAUUUGCUCCUUCAUUGGGGGUUUGGCUGUGGUGAGCUGGGCCCGUCCCUUCUCUCUCAUCUCCACUCUCUGGCACUAAUUACAUUACUGCAGCAAUGCUCUGCUCUGGACACUUAUAUAACCCCUGAACACUGGAGGAGAGGCAGUGUGUGUGUGUGUCACACUAUGUGCAGUGAGGCAGCAACAGGGGAGACGGAAUGUAUACAUGUGUGAUUGUUUUUGGUAGGAGGGAGCAGCAGCCUCCACACCCCCAAAGGCAUGACUUUGUGUGAGACAGAGCUUGCUGCACUCUAACUGAAAUGCAGGGUGUGUGCUUGGAGAGUUCACUUAGCUGUGUGUGUGUGUGUGUGUGUGUGUGUUGCUGGGCAGGGUUGUCCCAGAACCAGGUGUAAACAAGAUUAUGUAAUGCAGUUUGCCGUCACACCUUAUAAACGGUUUGGAAAGAGAGGGAGAGAGAAAAGGAGAGGGGUGAGUUAGUGUGAUAAACAGGCUGGAUAUGGUGAAGAAGCUAUAAUAUUAUCAAUAUUUUUGCUGGUUUAGUGUGUUUGAGCCAAUGGCUGGGAAGAGACAACGAGAGAAAGGAAGAGGGAGAGGAGGAAAGGGAGUGAACUAAUUGGCAGGCAGGGUGGAGAAAUUGAAAGGACGCGAGGAACAGGGAGGAUGGGAGGGAGAGGAAGGAAAGGAGGGUGGAUGGAGAGAUGGGCAGGAAAAAAAACAGGAGAGGGGGAGAGAGCAAGAGGAGAGUUGGGGAGAAGAGAGCGAGAGAGAGCGAGAGGAUAGUUGGGGAGAGAGAGCGAGAGGAGAGUUGGGGAGAGAGAGCGAGAGGAGAGUUGGGGAGCGAGAGCGAGAGGAGAAUUGGGGAGAGAGAGAAGAGAGAGAGGGAGAGAUCAGCUUUGAACUGGAAGCUGUCCAACUGUAUGGGUUUUUGACAGUUACUGUCUAGCCCUUUCUGGUGGCUGUGGCCUGUAACUUCACCCAGGGACCAUAAAUCACUAUGAGUUGUGAUGAACCUAAACAAUAGACUUAAUUAGCAGUGAUUAUUAAGAGUCAGGCACUGUUAAGGCGUCAGCAUGCUUCAGUUCGCAUACUCCCUUAAAAGACCUUCACUUGAAAAACGGAAAAAAAGCGCCAAUAGUACUGUUUGUCCAUUUUGAGAUGCCGUAGCCAGUUAAAGGGGGGCUGAACUUCCUGAUUUGGUUUUUUAAAGCAUUUUUGUAAUAAAAAAAAGCACAUAAAGGCUUCAUAAUUGAUAAAGGUCAUGUUAACUGACUGAUAUUAUCUCAUAUAACAAAACAUAUAAGAUCUCCUAAGCUUGUGUUAACCUCAGACCUUAUUUUUGGCAUUUAUCCCAAAACCCUCUUUCCCCAUUCAUUUUCCCCAUAGGAAUGGCUGAACGAACCAGAGGGUAACUCAUUUCCGGGUUUUAGGACUACAAGCUGGCGAGCUCAAUAGGUGUUACAUCAUUGGCAUUUCCUUCUAGGGUUAGUUAGGGCGUAGACCGUAUGGGUGGGGCUGGAGAGGUAAAGGUCAUAUGUAGAGCAUGUCUGCUCAUGUAACACAGUUCAUAUAUAGGUAGCUAGCUGCUUUCUAGUAAUCCUGCUACUACAGGUGAUCCUCUGUGACAUUCUGUAAUUUCAGUAAAUACAUGACUCAAUGCAUGUCACUCCAGCCUGACCCAUAUAAUGACAGGUCUAUUUUCUCUCUCUCUCUCUCUCUCUCUCUCUCUCUCUCUCUCUCUCUCUCUCUCUCUCUCUCUCUCUCUCUCUCACAUUGUUUCUCUCUCCUCCGUGCACACUCUCUUUCUCUAUUACAUUGUUUCUCUCUCCUCCGUGCACACUCUCUCUCUCCUUUGCCUUCCCUUCUCCCUCUCCCUCUCUCUCUCAGGUCAGGCGUAGAUAUGGACAUGCAGGUGGAUCCUGAUUCGCCGGAUAUGAAGAGGAGGCGUGUCCAUAUGUGUGACUAUGAUGGCUGUAACAAGGUGUACACCAAGAGCUCACACCUCAAAGCCCACCGCAGGAUACACACAGGUAACACACACGCUGACCCUGUCCCACCCACAUACUAAUCUAUAGCCAAUGACUGACCCAGGGCCCGCAUUCUGUAGCCAAUGAAUAGACAAUUAAUGUAUAUUAAUUAUAUACUAGAGCUUCAUAUCUUAUCUGUUUUCACUGAAAGUACUGCCUCUUAAAAUCUCUUAGAUGUGUGGUUCUGGUCCCAGUUCCGACUGACAUUUUUGCUUAUAAAUCGAUCUGUGGAUACCGUAGAUCGAAAUGGCUUGCAUUGUUCCCACGGACACAGUAGUAUUUUUUUCUGAGCCUGUGUGUGAAGUAGGAUGUGUAAUCUGAAACCACUUGAAGCUGGGAUGUCCCUCCUACCAUUUUAUUUGCUCUUCCGACUGUCCAUCAACUCCUGGCUGAACCCUACGUCACAGCCGUGGACAAAGCACAUGCCUGCAAUCGUUUCAUCGUAGCGCAGCAGAAGAGAGUGGUUUCAUCACGUUCAGAGAUCAAUUUAUAGCCAUUAAUCUAAAAUAAUUUAAAACAAAAAACUCUUUCUGUUUGUCAUAGUUGGACAAUAUUAAUAUGAGAUUAAAGGUGAGUUCCUAACGAGUUCAGGAAGCCAGGCUAGAGCUCUGUGAGAUGUUCACAGCGAUGGGGGCAGACAUUUGGAUCAAGAGACCUUUAGAAAAAGGUGAAAUCUUAGUUAGUCAUUUUAUAAUUUGAUUAUGCUAUAUUUAGAAAGUAUAUGUAAUUUCAAGCCUUAUUCAAAGUUUUGUUGAAUAGGAAAUACAUCAUAUAAAUGUUUUCCUAUUUGUAUAUUUUUUGCAUAUUUUGACUGUGUACUUGAGCUUGUGUCCUCAAAAGUGACUUCACCUCAGCAAUUUAUAACUAUUUUUUACCAGAAAGGUGAGAUUUUUACCUUUCUUUGAGUAUGCAGCAUUACUAAAUAUUGUCUAUGGCCCUCUCAUGAUAAAUAAUUAUUUUUGUGGAUUACAUAGAUUACAUUUUCGAUUACAUUUAGUUACAUUUAACUUGUUUUAAACCAAUAUUUGCACAAUCAAUCAACCAACCAAUCAACCAAUCUCCAUAUCUUCUUCCCUGUAGGAGAGAAGCCGUACCACUGUACAUGGGAGGGUUGUACCUGGAGGUUUGCCCGGUCAGACGAGCUUACACGACACUUCCGUAAACACACGGGCAUCAAGCCCUUCCGCUGCACCGACUGUGACCGAUCCUUCUCCCGGUCUGACCACCUAGCCCUGCACCGGAGGCGCCACGUCAUGAUGUGAACCAUGACCCCUGACCUUUGACCUUUAAACCUUAACCCUCUGCUACCUUUGCCCUCCAACCCAUCACCUCCCUGCCCCAGCCCCCCUCGCGACUCAGAUGGAACUCAGAUGGGAGGACCUGAACCUUGAACUCUGACCCAUAUAGGUUCUCUGCUGUGUCACUUCCUGUUACUGUUCCCCCUCCUCUCCUCUCUCUAGGUAAAAACUAACAAAGGUUAAGACAACGUAACAAUUCCAUGCGGGAGCGUUUGAAAAUAAACUAAUUAAUUGGACCAGCGGCAUUGCUGAUUCUACAGGAUUAGC